AUGAAAGAGAAGCUUAAAACAGAUGUUAUUGAUAUAGCCAAAGCAGCGUUCAAAUCUGUUAAUACCGUCAGCGGCACAAUUCAACAAAAUAUCACCGCUGUUAAAACAGCCUGUGAGAUAUUUGCCAACGGACUUGAUAAGGAGCUGAUGGAGGGCUCAAGAGGAAUAGUCAACCAUGUUAAGGAAAAGGCGUUGCCAUUGGGGCAACUCGUCGCUAAGAUUCAAAAAUGCGUCUGCGAGUGCGAUAAUUGCAACAAGCAGGAUUGUGGCAAAAAAGCCGCCGCCGAAUUAAUAAUGUGCGCGCUCACCUCUACAGUGAGACAGGUCGGCAACGAACUGAAGUCUGUAUUUCUCGGCGAGGGCGCAAAGGUGGGCGGCAACAGAAGCAUCGCACAGGAAUUGGACAAAGUGGUUGAGGAGACUCAGAAGCUUCACAAGAAUCUAGGAGACGCGGAAAAUGAGACGAAAAAACAACCGCCCGGUCCCCCUGCCGGCAACCAGGACAAUGGAAUUUUGAAGCAUGUUAACGAGAUUGAGGAGAAGGUGGAAACAGCGAUGAAAAAUGGUAAUGGUUCUCUGGAGGUUAAAACUACGAUGACGAAUUAUAACAACAAAAAAUCUGGAAAGGCGCCAGGCAACAGCCUGUAUCAUACGCUAAUCACCAAAGAUAUUCAAGAUACCAUGCAGCCUUUCAAGUCAAUGAAUGCUUUCGGAGAAAAUGAAGGAAAAUCAGAAAUUCAGGGCGGUACAGUAGAAACAGCCACAAAAGCAGUCGAAGCCCACGUCACCACAAUCACUCAAGAACUCCAGGCCAUCGCCUACCAUGUUAAUAAGGAUAAGAAGUGGCCGGGUGGGCUGGCACCCGAACCUCAAGAAAAAGAAGGCAUCACGCAACUGUUGGAUGAUCUUAAGAAGGGGCUUGGUGGUGUGCCAAGUUGGCAAGUUGAUAGCAUAACUACUAAAGGACUCCAAUCAAUUCAUGAAAAGAUUCAACAGUUACAAAAAGGGCAAUUUACACAACAACCCAAGAAAAUCGACACAGCCAUUAAUGAAAUUAAGGCGGAGCUCAAAGAGCUUAGGGAGAAGUUGAAGAAAGAUAGUGGCGUCCCUAAAGAUGGCGUGAUUGACGUGUUGGAUGAUUUGAAGACUGCCGGUGUCGAAGGUAAAAAUGGUUGGAAAGGCACUGAGGGUCUGACGAAAAUCCAGCAGGGAAUUCAGGAGCAGAAUACUGAAUUGGGCAAACAGCCUGAAAUAAUCACUAACGCCAUCAGCGCAAUCAGGGAUCAACUGUUUCAGUUAGGAAUAAAGUUGAAUAAGCCCUUCGACUACGAUGACGUUUUGGACAAAUUGAUUCAGUUGCAAAGGAAGCUUGGCACAGCGGACGCCCAAAAUUAUGGUGUCAAUCUAAAGAAAAUCUACGAUGAAAUUCAUUGGCAACAAAUCAGUACAUUCACCCACAAACCCUACGAAAUUCAGGCAGCCAACGAGGCAAUCAAAGCGGAACUCAAAGCGCAGAUGAGCGCGCUGGACAGUGAUGUCAUUGAGACGCUGACCAAUUUGAUGACCACGGGGCUGAGUGACAAUUGGCAUAAACCUCCGACUAAAAAAGGCCUCGCAAAAAUUGAGAGUGAGCUUAAACGUCAACAACUUGAAUUGACCAAACAGCCAGGAGAUAUCGGCGGCGGCGUCCGGAAAAUUACCGGGGAGCUUGACGAUCUCAGGAAUAAUUACCUACAAAAGGAGGACAGUGAUGUAUCUAAAAAAGGCGUGAUUAACAAUUUGGGGGAUGUGAUUACUGCAAUUGACAAAGACGCAAAAAACAGUAACGGAAGCUUAAAUAGAAUCAAGAAAGAGAUUGAAGAGCUCAACAGGGAUACAGUCCCUGACAUCAACAAAUUCCUUGGUGAACUGUGCGCCAAGAUUGCGAGCGAAGCCGGCAGUGUGGAUUGGAAGUUGGGGCUUUUCAAAGAAAAUAACAUCGACAAAGACCUCGCAAAAAUCAAGAGUGACAUCCACACCCUCCGCACCGGUGACCUUCACAAGACCAUCGACAUGUGCGACAAGUUCCUCGAGAAAGCCGACGACAUAAAAUGGGAGAAAGUAGAAAACAUUGAACGCUUCGUAGACAGUGAGAUUGAAAAGGCAAUCGCGGAGCUCAGCAAGCAGGCGCGGCGUGACUACGUGGAGUCCGCCAGGGACGCGCUGAAACACUUCGCCCUAAAGGCGGAGAGCGAGCUGGAGACUCUGCCAAAGGAGAUCGACGAGGACCUGACGAUAGGCUUCAAGGGCCUCAUGAAGCAGAUGGAGGGUGAGCGCAGCGAAAACAUUAACAGGCUCAAAAACGUGAAAAGCAGAGAGCUUCAAGCAUUGUCCUCCGCGUUCCAGAAUUUCUUCGCGCCGCUCGACGAGUAUCUCCGUGAGGAGAUUGAGAGAGUGAAGAAGCAGAGUGACGACGAAAAGAAUCCCUCACUGCCGAAGUCGGAAGAGCCCUACGCCGCCGAGUGGGACGCCGUGCACAGCGAUGUCAACGCCCUGCUCAAUUACCUCUGCGUGACGCAGGGCUUCGACGACAGGCUGCGAGGCCUGCUCCACAACCUCAAGGAUGCGCUCACACAGCUGAGGCCGCAGGGCUUCCAGAAGCCCUCCACUCCCACGCUGGACUCCGUGAGCAGGGGACUCAGUGCCUUCGACGCUGAGUUCGGCGAUGCAUAUAUCUCCACUUACUCGGGCGCGGAGUGCCGGGAGGCGGACGCCGAUAAGUACGCCAAGGUGUUGCUGAGCUUUAUUCCGAUGACGCACGAGGCGCUUAGCAACUUGGCAGAGAAAUGCGGCACCAACUGGCGAAGCUAUAAGAUAUGCAAGCUCACCCCCGACGGGAGGGACAACGGCCUGGGCAACUACCUCACCAAAUGCGGCUACAAGGUGUCACCCACCGACGGACUCCAGGAGGGGGAGUUGCAAAACCACGGCGACAUGAACGGUGAGCAAAUUCAUGCUUUGCUUAACUCCCCAGUUGAUGUCAGCGUCAAAAUGCUGGUCGGUGGCAAGCCUGCAGAAAAUGGAAUUAAUGUUGUCGACUUAGUUGCGCUUUUCUAUAACAUGCUUUGUCGGUACCUCCAGGUCUGCCACCUUAAAGUACACGAAUCGCCCAGGUACCCCUGCACGGUGAGGGACAUGUUGUCUUGGCUCUCAGGCCUGCAGUACACUCCGGUGGCGGACAAACUGCCUGACCACUGCAGGGCGUUGCUCAACCGCAAGUGCGACGAUAACGAUGCCCCCAACAGGGAGGAUAAAGUCAUGGUGCAGUGCAUAAAUGGCCUGCCGUUCACUAUCGCAGAAGCGUGUUCGUACGCCAACUCAUUGCUCGUAACCAUACAGGGCCACGGCCGCGGCUUUGACCUCGCCGCCUACCCCUACUCCGUCGACUUCGCCAACAACACCGCACAGCUGUACUACCCGGACGACCCCGACGAGCUGCUGGAGAUGAUGAGACGGAUAAUAUGCCGCCUGUGCUCAGUGCUCUAUUUCCUCUACGCCCAGUGCUGCCGUGCCACCGCCACAACCAAGGGCUGGCGGGAGUGCCACUACGGCCGGCAGGUGCCGUCCUCCCACUGGCAAUGUAACACUCUCGACAAGCAGCCCGAUGACGCAACUCACAACUGCCCGCCCACCUCGCCGCUCCAGUCCUUCCUCACAGACAGCUGUCCCAGCCUCCUGCCGCAUAAGCUCAGUGUAGUUGACAAUGCCAUCGAAUGUGCCGACUGCCCUGCCAACCUACCAGGCCAACAGUGCCUCACCCCGAUGGGCUUCUGGGACCUUGGCGUGGCAGCCUCCAUGAGACGCACCGGCAAGGAACUUGCGAAGUCACUCGGCCGCCUCUGUAGUGACGCCGACACCUGCCUCUUCCAACUCUGCCGAACACUGCGCUUGCUGUGCCCCUCAGCACCGCAGUCACUCGGCGACGUGUUCGCGCUGUUCUUCCAAAUGCUCAGAAUGUGGAACCACGAAUCGUCCCGGCGUGCGUACUCUCACCAUGAGAGUUACCAAACGCACCUGAGCGAUGAGGCCAUCGACAAGCUGUUCCCUCUGUGGACACAGCUCCACGGCAGUUACCAGAACAGCAAUCUCACCAACGCCCUGAAUGAACUCGCCGGCCAUGACCAUGACAACUCAGGGCACAAUGCCCUCUCAAGCCUCUCCGCCGAGCCCCCUUGUCAAUCACCCAGUGGAUGCGCCCCCUUCCUCCAGCCGCUGGCGCUGCACGCCAACCACACCUUCCCGCAGAAGCACGCACAGCUGUAUGUCUCGUGGAUAGUGUGGCUGGCAUGGCAGCUGUGGGAGCUGCUGGAGUCCCUGCUGGACGCCUUGAACAACAUCGACUGCACGGCCCACGGCUGUGCCACGUGCCUCUGUCAGCCAGGCAACCACGGCGGCGAAGACGCCUGCCACUGCCCGUCACUCGUCGAAUGUGGCGGACCUCUGCCGACACUCUACCGCUACGGAUUCACAUACCGCAACGCCCACGUCCUGCUCGCCGGCAGCCAGAAGAUACGGUGCAGUGACCUCAACGACCAACUCACCAAGGCACUCCACUCCGACCACUUCACUCAACUGUUCCACCAGAUCGACCAACUCCUCUACACCAUCCGUGCCCCUUCCUCUUCGCCAUCGUCGCACUCUGGCUCAUCGCCACGCUCUACAUCCUCGGCGUACUGCUCUACCGCAUGGACGGCCUCCCACCAAGUCGACGUCAAGGCGCUGCUCGCCGGCAGCCGCAGGAUGCUCUCACUCUACAAAGACGUCGACUACUUCGACGACGACUUUCACUCUUGA
This is a messenger RNA of Babesia ovata, 4833 nucleotides long. RefSeq names its product Extracellular matrix-binding ebh, putative. The coding region runs from base 1 to 4833 and encodes 1610 amino acids. Lineage: Eukaryota; Apicomplexa; Aconoidasida; Piroplasmida; Babesiidae. The transcript has 2 exons. The record is from RefSeq and is a predicted model, not a curated record.